Messenger RNA from Adelges cooleyi (spruce gall adelgid), 1892 nucleotides. Its product is annotated as catalase. The transcript has 10 exons. The coding region runs from base 176 to 1693 and encodes 505 amino acids. Gene Ontology annotation, cellular component: cytoplasm; mitochondrion; peroxisome. NCBI's taxonomy places the organism in Eukaryota, Metazoa, Arthropoda, Insecta, Hemiptera, Adelgidae. Gene Ontology annotation, biological process: response to hydrogen peroxide; hydrogen peroxide catabolic process. Gene Ontology annotation, molecular function: heme binding; catalase activity. The record is from RefSeq and is a predicted model, not a curated record.
UACCGAGUAGCAGCGGCACGAACGAGUUCUUUGAGCUCGUCAAUCCGGUAUUUACUGAGUUAAGAGUAGUUACUUGUUAACAUUCAAUCACUAAUGUCGUUGGUCGAUACUCGUGUCUGAUAGAAAACAAUAAUACCGAUCAACGUAUACAAUAUACAUACAUAACGUAGUCGAAAUGGCAAACAACGACAAAGAUCCUGCUGACAGGCAGCUAGAAGAUUACAAAAAGACCGUUCAGUCGGUAGGAGUUUUGAGAACCGGAAACGGCGCACCAGUCGACGAUAUUACCAACACGCUUCAGGCCGGUCCAGGUGGUCCACUCUUAUUGCAAGAUUUUACUUAUUUGGAUUCAAUCGCUCAUUUCGACCGGGAACGCAUUCCUGAACGUGUUGUCCACGCCAAAGGAGGAAGUGCACAAGGUUACUUCGAAGUGACACACGAUAUCAGCCAGUAUUGCAAAGCUUCAGUUUUUUCCAGUAUCGGCAAACAAACUUCUGUAGCUGUACGAUUUUCAACUGUCGGCGGCGAGUCGGGGUCGGCUGACACAGUAAGAGAUCCGAGAGGUUUUGCUUGUAAAUUUUACACCGAUGAUGGAAUAUGGGAUUUAGUCGGCAACAACACUCCGGUAUUCUUCAUAAGAGAUCCAGUACUAUUCCCGAGUUUUAUUCACACUCAAAAGAGAAAUCCAACCACACAUUUAAAGGAUCCUAAUAUGUUUUGGGAUUUUUUGACCCUGCGUCCCGAGUCGAUGCAUCAAGUCAUGAUUUUGUUUUCGGACCGAGGCAUUCCGGAUGGGUAUCGUCACAUGAACGGUUACGGGUCACACACAUUUAAAAUGGUCAAUGCAAACAACACGGCCGUUUACGUCAAAUUUCAUUUCAAAACUGACCAAGGAAUCAAAAAUCUAGACGUGAAGGUAGCUCGGGAUCUAGCCGCCGACGAUCCUGACUACUCGAACCGCGAUUUGUAUAAUCACAUAGCCAACGGUGAUUUCCCCUCGUGGACUCUUUACAUUCAAGUUAUGACUUUUGAACAAGCAGCCACUUGUUCGUUCAAUCCUUUCGACAUAACCAAAGUCUGGUCGCACACCGACUAUCCGUUGAUACAAGUCGGCAAACUCGUGUUGAAUCGUAACCCCACCAACUAUUUCGCUGAAGUCGAACAAAUUGCUUUCAGCCCGGCACAUUUGGUGCCCGGCAUUGAACCGAGUCCAGACAAACUUCUCCAGGGUCGUCUGUUCUCGUACAGUGACACGCACCGUCAUCGUUUGGGCGCAAAUUAUCUACAAUUGCCCAUAAAUUGUCCAUAUCAAUCGAAAGUUACUAAUUAUCAACGCGACGGGCCACAAGCUUUCGACAACCAAGGAUCGGCUCCAAAUUAUUACCCGAAUAGUUUUUCCGGUCCAGAACAACAGCCUCAUGCUUAUUUGUCACCUUAUCCCGUCUCUGGCGAUGUCGAUAAGUACGAUUUGAGUAAUGACGAUAAUUACAGUCAAGCCGGCCAACUUUACAGAAAAGUCAUGUCCAAAGCUGAACAAAAGAGAUUAGCAGAAAAUUUAGCCGACAAUGUAAAAAACGCCGCAGACUUUAUACAAGAAAAAGCCGUUUUCCAUUUCACUCAGAUAGACCAGGAAUUGGGAGACAAUGUCAAAGAUUUGUUGAAACGAGCCAAGUACAUAAAGGCUAAUCUUUAAAGUUUGAAAACUUUUCAAAAAUACUUAUUUAUACUAUUUUUUUAUAUAUAUAUAUAUUUUUUUUUGUGUGGGUAGCGUGUAAAAUAUACACUAUUGAUUGAUUUUUUCUUCUUAAAUUAAAAUAGUAUUUAUUAUUAAACUAUUAUAAUAGGUACAUGUUAUAUUAAUAUUAUUACAAUUUCGCAGAGUCUAAAUUCGU